GGGGUCCCCACCAGAAACAAAUAGUGCUGUAUAAGAUGGUCGAUUAGUCAAUGGCGCUCGGAUUUGGGAAAAUUAUGGGGGCGCAUCAAUCACAAAGGACGAAAGAAAAAUAAUAUGUCCGCACAAUAUUCUACUAACGUUUCAGAAAACAAAAUGGAAAUAGGGAACACACCUUCCUCAUAGGCAGGCGGAAUAAAGUGGUGGUGAACGUCCACUUUUCCUGGCGAUACCAUGGUGUGAUGUUCGCUUCUUGUUUGGUGGCUGUAGCGUGCUGGUCUUUGUCCGCGAAAUCGAAGAAUUGCAGCCUCUCCAAUGUUCUGACGCUUCGUGUUUGCAAAUUGGAGGCAACAGAGUUGAGAUUUGGUUUUCGAGGUUUCGACUCUGAAACUUAUAUCUUGCGCUGGGGCCGAGAAUCAACCACUCCGAGGGUCGAGAGCUCCGGGAUGAUAAACCGAACGUCAUUGUUGCCUGUGAAGAUGAGGCACAGUCAAGGCAACAAUGGCAUUCUUUUGAUCAUGCGGCAAAGCCGCUCUAACCUUUUUGUACACAACGCCCUUUUUCUUUUUCUGAACAUUGGCUUUGCUGUCGACAUCCGAGUAAUCAUUCAAUCAUGUCAAGCUCUCUUUGAGCAACAACGAAAUCGUGUUCACUUGUAAGUUACCGGAUAUCCGGAGUUGAACAUUGAGAUACUCCAGCGCCAUGGUCUUUUCCGCACUUGAAGGGACUUUUAUCUCGGAAAACGGCCACGCUUCACUUGAAUUAUGAUCUCGA
Molecule: messenger RNA, 771 nt
Organism: Xylona heveae TC161
Lineage: Eukaryota; Fungi; Ascomycota; Xylonomycetes; Xylonales; Xylonaceae
Exons: 1
Coding region: 240-656 (138 amino acids)
Source: RefSeq, a predicted model, not a curated record